Molecule: messenger RNA, 1509 nt
Organism: Caenorhabditis bovis
Lineage: Eukaryota; Metazoa; Nematoda; Chromadorea; Rhabditida; Rhabditidae
Source: the annotation of a GenBank genome assembly
AUGAAUUUUUGCAACUUUCAUCUCAAAAGUUGUGCAAUAUUUGCCGUCAUUUUGCAGUUUUUCAAUCAGCGGGUGGCUGGAUUCGCAUUCGAACAGUGCAAUGUAACUCGAUCAUGUUGGUAUCAUCCACCGGAAUGCGAUGAGAAUAAUAUUCAAUUAUGUCUGUCCGGCGUUGAAUGGCAAAUGCUACCAGAAGGAAUAUUCAUUCAAUUAGAAGCCCACGUGGCCGACCUUGAUCAAACUCGGCCAUUUUACGCAGCUCUUGGAUUCAGCUUCAAUCAAAGAAUGGAUGACGACACUGUAUUUGAAUGCGUUGUUCCGCACACCGGCGAAGGCAAAGUUCAAAUAUCAUUCAACGACGAAACAUUCAAUCAAGUUCUUCCGCAGGCGACGUCAGUGUUACUCACCGAAGAAACGACAUCGUAUGUCGACGGCGUGAUAACAUGCAGCGGCAAAUUGCUCUUGGACAAUCGUCAUUUAGUCGACAACUCGUCACAAUUUAUGGUUCAUGACUUGGAGACCGGCUCUUAUCAUUUGCUGUUUGCUCGCGGAAGCGCGGAUGUAUUUACCCUAGAGAAAGAUAUUCAUUCGACAAAUGAUGGCACUCAAUUCCCAUGGAUGUCUGAUACGAAGGUCUCAUUCUGUCGAACAAAUUGCUCAUCUCCAAAUUUGUAUCAAAUCGAUGAGAUGCGACAGACCUACAAUGUCGACAGGUAUUGGAGAUACCGGAUAGCGGUGUGGCAUGGAAUUCUGCUCAUAUUCGCGUGGUGGGUUCUCGGCUCGACGGGAAUUCUGAUAGCCAGAUAUUUCAAACCAUUGUUUCCGAGAAGCAAAUUGCUGGGAACCGCUGUUUGGUUUCAACUUCAUCGAGACAUGAUGAUUGCAUCAGUUCUUAUUCAAAUUGUGUGUGUGUUUUUCAUUUUUUAUCAAGCCGGCUGGACAUGGUACCAGUGCUCGUAUAUGUGCACUUCUGACGAUUUCUCCAAAAAGAUGCACGCCAUCACCGGAUUUGCAGCCACAGUGUUAGCAAUUUUCCAGCCCAUUUUCGCGUUGUUCCGCCCGUCGCCAGCGUCAAAUUUUCGCGUCUUCUUCAAUUGGGGACAUUGGUUUCAUGGAAUGUUUGCGUGGGCUUUGGCAUCAACGACAAUCGUUUUGUCACUGCCGAUGGGAAAAACGGGAUUGAAUAGAAUGUUCGGACGAGCACCGAAUUGGAUUGUCGCCGGCUAUAUGCUAUUCUUUGUGGCAUGCAACUUGAUAUUGGAAAUUAUUACAAUAUCUAGCAAUCGGGACAAAAUUGAAAGUGGAAUUCAACCUCAUCGAUUUACUGUUGGUCCAAUGGGUAUGGCAUUGGCUAAUCUCAAUACUCCGAUUAAAGAUGCUCCAAUUCCAGUUCCAAAGAAGACUAAAACGCGGGUUACUGUUGUCAUAAUUCAUUUAAUAGUCAGCUUCGGAGUCACAAUCACAUUCGCCGUAAUGCUCUUCAAAGCUCUUUGGUGCCAUUCACCAUAA